CUAACUUGUUCGUUUAUUUCCUCACCCCGGCGUAGCGAGUCACGCGUUUUUUACUGUUUUCUUCCGCCUUCAUUUUGGUUCUCCGGUAUCCUGCUAUUCCUCGGCCGACCGGCGCCGUUCCAGCACGUUUUCCCGAAGUAUCGCUUCAGAAACACUUCUCCUACGUCCACAAAACAAUUUUUGCGAUUUUCACCUCAAACUUUACUCGUAGAUAGCAGUUUGCCGGAUUCUUAGGCCUACGGAAAGUCGUGGUCUACGUUUCCUUUAGCUGCGGUAAUGUUUCCAGUGCGGUGACGACCCGAGGGGUGUGGAUUGUGGCUGGAACCUUUUUUGCUGGCUCAUCAAGGAUCGUCAGUGCCCUCGAAAUGCUGUGACGACGUUUAUCUUUAUCAUUUUGGUGGCCGCAAAAAUGUUGAGUGUCCUUGCGCUUGACCUCCUCGUAUACGUCGUGUAUGGGAGCCCCUUUAAAUUGAAACGGGUAUGACGUGUCGGCGUGAUCGCCACUUCGGCUCUGUUGUUUAUCGCUCCUAGAUUUUGACCCAUUUGGGCGUGCAUCAUCUUGCCGGCACCAGUGGGCGAGAAACUGUCGUCUGCAUUGCUGCAUUGUACGGAAAAAGUCUCCGUAGUGCUACACGCGAGCGGUGUCUGUUUUACACGCCACGCUGCGAUGUCUCUUCAGAGCCCUGAUGAAAGCAAUGGGACAUACCACUUCAAGAUACUGGUGCCUGCAGUGGCUGCAGGUGCCAUCAUUGGCAAAGGCGGCGAAACAAUUGCACUUCUUCAGAAAGAAGCAGGAGCCAGGGUGAAAAUGUCCAAGUCCAAUGACUUUUACCCAGGAACGACUGAGCGAGUCUGUCUUAUCACAGGAAGCGUAGAAGGUGUACUACGAAUUCACGAGUUUAUUAUGGAGAAAAUCAAGGAGAAACCUGACCCCAAUGCAAAGAUUGCCAUCGAUUUUGACCACAAACAACCCGCUGAACGUGAGAAGCAGGUGAAGAUCCUAGUUCCUAACAGCACAGCUGGAAUGAUCAUUGGCAAAGGGGGUAGCUACAUCAAGCAGAUCAAAGAAGAAAGCGGCGCUUACGUGCAAAUUUCGCAGAAGUCAAAGGACCACGCUCUGGCUGAACGUUGCAUCACUGUGAUUGGUGAAUUGGACAACAACAAGAAGGCCUGCCAGCUGAUUCUGGCCAAGAUUGUGGAGGACCCACAGAGCGGCAGCUGCCUGCACGUGAGCUAUGCUGAAGUGACUGGCCCCGUGGCCAACUUCAACCCCACUGGCUCUCCCUAUGCCAAUCCAUCGAGCGUGCACUCGACGGCUAAUAACAGCAACGCGAGCUACAGUUCUAAUGGAAGCCUAAACAGCCUCAGCCCGACUGCCUCUGGCAACUAUGGCAGCCCCCCGCAGGGGGCGGUGGCUCAAUUCACUGGAAUGCCCCCGAACAUGAGUGGUAGUGUGGCACAGCUGCUGGAAAACAUCAAGGCGAUGCUACGGUCCAACGGCUACACAGAGCAGGCCACUGCAGAUAUUGCGUCUGCCAUGGGGACUCUGGCAAGUUACGGCGUCCUCGGGUCGAACCUCGGAGCACUGCUGGCCGGAGUGAACGGGGCACUGCUGGCUCCUCCAAGUGGUGGACAGCUGCAGAUGGGAGGAGGGAACCAGCAGGCGGCUUACCCGGCCUCGCCAAUGGAUGCCACUCCUUCGAUGGUGACCGGAGGGUCGGGCAUCUUCGGCCCGGUCGGCAGCGUCGGGGGCGGUCAACCCAGCACUUUUGGCUCCCCCACUGUGCGCGGGGACCGCUACCACCCGGACGCGGUGUUCGACCCAUUCCGUCGCAACUCGCCCGCCCUGGGGUCUCCUGGCGCCGGUGGGGGCAGCACUCUUCCGAUAAACAACAAUUCCUUCGGGCUGGGCACGGGUCUUGGCGGCGUGCCUCCCCAGAUGUGCAAGACCCCUCCGCCGAGCGGCCCCGAGAAAGCGGCCGUGCCUUCGGACUCCAUCAAGAGGGACUUGGAAGUGGGAGAGAACAUCGUAGGGGCCAUCCUGGGCCCCGGAGGGAAAUCGCUCGUCGAGAUCCAGCGCUUCAGUGGUGCUGCCAUCCAGAUUUCAAAGAAGGGCAUCUUUGCCCCUGGGACACGCAAUCGUAUUGUGAGCAUCACGGGGUCGCCCAAUGCGGUGUCGACUGCGCAGUAUCUGAUCGAGCAGCAGAUAGCGGAGGAAGAGGCCAAACGUGCCCAGCAGAAUGCCAUGGGGGUGCUACGUUAGCUCCUUAAGUGUUUACUUUGUGUCGUCAUUGUUGAUGCAGCUAAUGGUUGUUGCCGAUUAAUCCCCGUUUUUGAGCAAAGACUGGGGGUGUGCACCUUGUUUUUUGAGAGCCUCGUUAAGAGCACGGCAGUUUGUUUUCGUGCUUGCCCUUUCCCCCUGCCCCAGUGAUUUUGAACGGAUGUUGCAACAUAGUGUUAUCGUACUGUAAUAAUAUAACAUUCUAUACAUAUGUAUAUACACGAUAUACCUCUGUGUGUGUAUAUAGAGAGGAAGGUUGCUUCCACAUCUUUUUUUCUUUUUUUAUAUUUUUGUCGAGGGAAAGGACAAGGUACGAGCACUGCUCUUGUGCUUGCAAGGACUGUUGUCGGGAAAAAACAAACUUUUGAUACGAAUAGGUUGCAACCAUGAGAGCACUCGAGAACGUGCACGACCAUCUAUCAAUGCAUUUCGAGAGUCGCAACUAGGAUGAUACAAACGUGUUUUUGUUCUCGCGCUACCAUCCGGUGUUUGUCACGCCUGCAUUUCCAUACAAAGCACCUUCGCCAACUUUUCUCUCGUCCCCGGAUGUCUCGUAGUGAGAGACAUCAUUAGGGCAGUGCUCACUUCACUUUGUCUCUUACCCUGGACAAACUGUGGGGCGUCACAUCAUCUUUCCUGCGAGGAACUGCAACAUAUGUUCAACAUCGUGUGUCUCCAUUCUACGUUUUUUGUGGGAGGAGUAGCUAUCCCAGAAAAACGCGUGGAUCAGAAUCUUUUACAUAUCUCGAUCAUGUCGCUGCUUCAGUUAUUCUGCACGUGUUGGUGACUUUUCUACCACGUAGUUAGCUCUUUCAUGUUGAUUGCUUUCUUUCCAGUAGUUCUUUGAGUUACACAAUCCCCUUGUUGCAUAUCUCACGCUUUUUUUUUUUUAAAUCUAAGCAUGCACAUACAGACAUAUAACACGUAUGAUGCGUUCUCUUCCAUCUGCGUCAUGUUUGGAAGAUCUCAGACUGUCAUUCUUUUAAUAAAACUGGUAUGCCGCAGCUGGUUUAUGGAAGAGCGAGGGAGUAACACUCGCUGGGGGUCUAGGAUAGUGGGCCUCUCUUCAUCGCAGCGCUUGGUUCGGAAUCAUUAUUGCAUAUUUAUUACUCUAGCCUGUUCCAAGCACAAAUCUAUGCAACAUAGCAUUUCAUAUUGAUUUCAGUAACACCCUCAGUUAAAUGUUUCAUUAAAGUGCGGCCUGAAGGGGCUGAAAAUAACGGACCGUGACAAAUUGGUUACGCUGUUUCUUUCAUUACUGGAUGAAUAAGACUACAGCUCCGUCACACAGCAGUGGAAGGAGGGGUUAGCAUGUUUGUCCGCUUCCCGGAGCAGUUAGUGUGCUGAAAAUUUCGCCAAGGAUCUCUCGCAAGCCCCCAGAGAAUGAAUUUACAUCUUGACCGAUUUGCAAAACUACUGUGGCCACAUUUUUGCCCUUGUCUUCCUUCAAAUGCUUGAAUAUCAUGAUGCAGGUGUACUCGCUAGGUGUAUCAAAGAAACUUCUUUGUCUACAACAGAAACCUUUUUUUUUUUCGUUACUGCUGACAGUGUUUUUUUGUGUUGCAUAACAUCUAUUUAUUUGAUACUGUUUAUUCUUUAUCUGUUGUGUGAUACUGUCUGCCUCGGUGCAGCCUGUUCCUGGACACUGGAUGUGCGAUUUUGCAUUCUUGGAGCUGCACUUAGGAGCGCGUGUGGCAGCCUCUGCUGCUACCUGUAUCCGCAUGCUCUGCGAUUAUAAUGUAACUCUUUCUAGGGAAAGAACACAUCGUGCGACGUGGUUGAAUUAGUUACAGGAGUUUAGUACAGCCUUUUUUUCUCUACUUUUCUGUUUGGAGGGACUCUUACACGUGUGUAUAUAUAAUAACUAGUGUGUAAUUGAAAGCGAGGUGCUUGCAAGAGUGAAUUUUUUUAGGGCCUAUUGAUUGUUGCACACUGCUGUGGCAUAACGUUUGUAGGAAUAUUCUAAUUGACAUAUUGGGUGAGAGGGUCAUGUAUGGCUUUUUUUGUGAUGUAUAUCUUGCCUGUUGACGUUGUGCCAGGUCUGAGCUUUUUGGAAACCAAUUUGGAAGUGCAAUCGUUUGCAUUUGCUGCAUGUGGUACUUAAGGAACAAGUCUUGCGUGGAUUCAGCGCGUUUCUCCUCUUGCGUGUCGCUCGCCAGUGUAACUGUUUUACCGCAAAUGCACACGACCUGACGCUCAUUUCAAGUCGUAUUUAUUGAAGCAUUGAAUCACUGCAUCUGGGCGACAAAUGUGUGGGUACUUUAGGGGGGGAGGGGGGGUUGUCACGAGUAAUAGUACUUGCUGGGUAUCAAGCCGUGCAACAUAGUCAGGUCUCUCGCUUGUGCCGAUAUCCUGUGAUCUUUUCUCCCCUGUGGUGAAGGCAGAGACAUUCCAGCUGUAUUCGAGUUUCGUGAACAAGUCUCAGAACCGUUAUGAUCACUGUGAGCACUUUUUAUUUUAUCUAGUCUCAGAUAGUCUCAACAUACGUACUAUUACUGCUACUCAGAUUGCAAACCAUUGCCAUGAACUAUUCUUCCACGCAUACUUUCACUACGGAUAGUCUCAUAAACUUCGCUGCUCUAGAUUUUUUUUGUCAGCCUUCAAUAAAAAAAAGCAAAUCGACGGCUAGAAGUUGGCAAAGUUUCAGCAGAGGUGAUUGCACAGUGUUGCUUCAUUAUUUCUAGUUUUUUUUUUUUUUUCGCAUUGAGUAAUAUCAUUUUUGUGCACGUGUGAGAGAUCUGGUGUCUUGUAUAUUUUCUCCAAUUGCCUCAAAGCCGUGUUAGACACUGCGUGCGUGCGUGUGUGUGUGUAUGCAUUUCACAUUAUAGGUAGGUAGGAUAGUAUAGUGUUAUUAAGGAUGGUACAACCCAACAUUCAGUUGCUUCAGAAAAGUGAGAAAAAAAGUUGACACUUCUUUUUUAUGCCCACUUAGUUGCUUUCCGUGCCUUUUCGAAAGCAUGCCAUUGAGAUACGAAGCUUUGAUGCCUAGCGGGUUCAGUUAAUUUUUAGAUACUAUUGUUGUGUAACUGUUGUACCACUGCUGGAAAACUUAAUAAAAAUGCAUCAACGUUGAAAGUGGGAAGCACUUUUUGCUAUUGUGUGUGCUGCGUGUUUUUCGGUAACUCUCUUUACCAUACUCACUGUAUAGUGAUUCCGUCGUGGUGCCGGGAGUGUGUGCACAUAAAUGUGUGAUGGUAAAGUUAAAAUUAUAUUUUGCGUCAACCCAAAACAAAGCUAUUGCACUUGUUAUCCUGUCUCUGUGCGUUGAUUUUGGUGUCAAGGUUCCCAUACAAAGAUCAAAUAUACUUGCAUGCCUUGUAAUGCCUACAAGGCACUGUAAGUAAUCCCAAACACAAAGAUUAUGCACUUUGAUAGAGUAACUCCUAAUACACGUACUUUCAUCUCUUGCAUCUUUCAUACAAGAUGGCGAGAGUGCUGUAGGUCUCCGACACUGAGGUGUAUACCUGAGUAGCACACAGAUAUGUGAUACCAAAGUACCAAACAUGUAUUUGAAGGUACAAAGCAUUUGAUUCACACAUUGUGGUUACAUAUAUCACGUUCUUGAAUGGUGGACAGGGGCUGUGUGAAUUCUGCAUGUGCGAUAGUGAAUGUUUGAGCAUCUUUCAGGUGUCUGUUAGUGUGCGUAAAUUGUUGCACAAAUUCAUUUGCCAGGUGAGAAAGACAUCCUCUCACCCACGUGCUUAUUUUCUGCUUUGGGCAAGGACGACCUUACGUGCUGUUGCACAAUGCAGCGCUGUGACUGUACAGAUGUUUUCCUCAUAAUGUGACUGAUGUGUUUUCACAAUUAUUGCAAAUAAAACUAGAUAAAAUUACAA
Messenger RNA from Ornithodoros turicata, 6117 nucleotides. Its product is annotated as RNA-binding protein Pasilla-like. Lineage: Eukaryota; Metazoa; Arthropoda; Arachnida; Ixodida; Argasidae. Gene Ontology annotation, biological process: mRNA splicing, via spliceosome; regulation of alternative mRNA splicing, via spliceosome. The transcript is spliced from 4 exons. Gene Ontology annotation, molecular function: mRNA binding. Gene Ontology annotation, cellular component: cytoplasm; nucleus. Bases 668 to 2263 code for a protein of 531 amino acids. The record is from RefSeq and is a predicted model, not a curated record.